Molecule: messenger RNA, 2288 nt
Organism: Pelobates fuscus (common spadefoot toad)
Lineage: Eukaryota; Metazoa; Chordata; Amphibia; Anura; Pelobatidae
Exons: 12
Coding region: 30-2288 (752 amino acids)
Biological process (GO): nervous system process; monoatomic ion transmembrane transport; chemical synaptic transmission
Cellular component (GO): neuron projection; synapse; plasma membrane
Molecular function (GO): acetylcholine-gated monoatomic cation-selective channel activity; transmembrane signaling receptor activity
Source: RefSeq, a predicted model, not a curated record
UCAAAUUCAACACAUAACAAACUUUCAAAAUGUUUCCCAUUGUGCCCCUGCUGCUCAUUCUCACCUUUUUGGGUGUAGGCCAGUCCCAGACAAAUUGCACUUUCGUUGCUCUGCUAAAAGACCUGAAUAGUAAUUUACAAAUAAAUGUGCGUCCAACGAAACAAUGGACAUCUCCAACAAAUGUAUUUUUGGACCUUCGCUUAUUUGCUAUUGUAGAUAUGGAUAUGAAUUUGCAGUCUAUAACCACAUAUUUCUGGAUGAACGUGACAUGGAGAAAUGAUUUCACACAAUGGAAUCCAGAAACUUACUGUGGUAUUAAGAGCUUUUUUGUUCCUGACACCAAAUUCUGGAAACCAGACAUUUACAUUUCUGAAUUGACUCAGUCUGAUGAAAAACCUCUUGUAAUCCCCUAUUUCAAUUUGUCAUCUGAUGGCCAUGUGAUUCAAGAAAAACCAUUACGGAUUGUUAGCACCUGUAACUUAGACAUUUACAAGUUCCCCUUUGAUACACAGAGUUGUUCCCUGACUUUUGGCUCUAACGUGUACGGAGGUAAAGAUAUUAUUCUUGCUCCAAGUAGAGACAGCUACAGUGUUACAAAACGUUCACUAGAAGUGUUUGCUAGCAAAGGAGAAUGGAUCCUCGCAGACAUUGAUGUCCAAAAUUAUGAAAACUCACAGAUGGUAAUGUAUAUGCCAUAUGUUUUUGAGGUUAAGUCUCAUCUGAAAGAUACUACGCAGAUGAUCCGUGAACUGGCUACUAUAAAGUGGAAUGAGAACUCUACCCUAGUAUCUAUGGAUGUUACUUCAUUGUACACCAUAAUCGAACAUGAACAAGGGUGUAACUCCGUAAUGAACACACUAAAAAGAACUGGAAGACUGACAGAUGCACAGAUCAAUUUUAUUAUAGAUGGUAUUGGAUUUAUACUUAAGAACAACUAUUUUCCGUUUGAAGGUCAAUUCUAUUUACAGAAAAGAGGAGACAUAGAAGAAUUACAAAAAUUCCUUGAAUAUACCAACAAAAACAACUGGGGAGUAUCAUUGAAUACAGUCUACAGCAGAUCAGAGGUUGAAUUUUUGGAUCUCACCAUUUAUAUAGAGUCUGAUGUGAUUAAAACUAAAACCCACUUUAAAGAAGUUGAUGUGAACAGCUUUAUCUUAAAAGAAAGCUGUCAUCUUCCUACAUGGUUGAAGAAUGUUCCGUAUAAUGAAUUUAGAAGAUUAAGACGUAAUUGUACAGACCAUCGAGUGUUUAUGGAACAAGCAAAAAGUGUGAGAGAAAUUUUUUUUGCCAAAAACUAUGAUUCUGCGGAAGUACAUGAUGCACUUGUGAAGAUGGAAAAACUAGAACAGAGUGACCUACUGGAAGAAAAAAGAAAGAUAGAGACAUCAGAGUCAGAUAAGAAGUUUCCAGCGAUAAUCCUGGAUUAUAACAAGGAAAAUAUGCAACUUAAGAGGAUACUUCGAAAACACUGGCAUUUACUGAAGAAGGACAAACUACUUGCUAAACAUGAGGAUGGCCAGAGUCAGUUGACCAUCCUACAGUCCGGUAAACUCCUGGUAGCCCCUGUGGUAGACAGACACUGGAGGCUGUCUUACCCGUGCAAUAUUUCCAUAGAGAGAAUUCCUUUAAAGUAUAUCAUUAACAUCAUUAUCCCAGCUUUCUUAAUGGUUUGUAUGGAUAUUGUCAGUAUGUUCAUCCACCCAAAUGGAGAUAGACUUGGUUUUAAAAUUACCGUGGUCUUCGGAUUCUCUGUGAUACUUCUGAUUCUGAAUAACAUACUCCCUAAUUCCGACAGUCCACCAGCUUUGGGUAUAUUCUGCUGUGCAUUCAUGGCUAUAAUGAUUUUCAGUAUAGCUGGAUAUGUGUUGACCUCGUACAUGGUGGACCUUUCUUUUAAACAAUCAAAGGUCCCAAGAUGGAUAAUGAUUUGCUUUCUAAAGAAGUUGGCACCUGUGAUUGGGGUAAAAUUAAAGGUGGCUAAAAAAGAUAUGGAAAGAGUGCUUGCAGUAGAAAAUGAUUGUUAUGAUAACAACACAAAAAGAAAAUUACAACUUUACAAGAAGAGAAAGAACUUUCAUCGAAAAGUCAUCCUGGAUGCAAAGAUCCUAAGGAAGAUGCUGGCAGAGAUUGUUAGCAUCCAAGAAAAGUGGAACAUGUCUAUUAGCAAGGAUAAUAUGGAGUCCGAGUGGUAUACAGCAGCAGAAGUGAUACAGCGUCUGAUCCUGAUUUUUUAUAUUUUGCUUGUGAUUGUUGUGUUUAUUUUCCUAAUUGUUGCUUGGGUGAAUUGA